GAAACAAAACUGCCACCGCUUCGUCAUUGAAUCGCAUUCGCUAGUGAGUCUUGUCAGAGAUAACUUCGUAACGCUGAUUUUCAGUUUGAAUAAAUUUUAUUAUACCAUACAGAAAAAAAAGAGUCAAAAGAAAGUUUUGUUAUUGGGAAACAAUUGAUAACAAUUUUUUAGCAAUCACCACCACGUUUGAAAUUUUGAAAGAAAGUCUACAAUCACAUCGAUCAACAAUUCAAUUUUAAAUCGAAUAUAUUUGCGAAACAACAAUUUUUUUCUUAACUCGUAACCUGUUUUAUUCGUUGGGUAAACGUUGGGUAAAGACCUUAUGAAUUUUCUAGAGAGUUUUGGCAACUUUUAAAUCAAUCACAUUUUUUAUCAACAAUCCAUAAUCAAAGAAGCAAAAAAUCAACGUCUUUAAUCGCAAAAUUGCAACUGGAUUUUCAAUUAAAACAAAGAAAACUAACAUUUCUCGAAUGUUCUAAAUGUUAAAAGCCACACCACAGCUAAGAAACACACUAUGUGCAUGGAACAGCUUGAGCAAAUAUACAUAUAUUAAAAAAGAGUAAAGCAAAAAAGGCACUCGCACGAAUAAACGGUUGAAUAAAUAUAUGUAUUUCGUUGUAUAUACAUUUAAUUUAUCGUACGUUGAAUGAAUAAAAUUAAAAGAAAACGGGUAUUCAGAAAGUGAACAAUGCCAAUUCCUUUGUGCACAAAAGCAACUGCCAAAAUUGUCGAUUUUAAUUAAAGAAAAGAAACGAAGCAGUGUGUCUCUGUGUGUGGAAUCUCUUAAUUGUGUUAAAAUUCGAGUGUUUUGAUUUUGGACUUAACAUUGACUGCGCCACCAAUUGAAAGUGUGAAAAGUUUUUUUUCUGUCGAAUUGAACUGAACCGUAAUUCUGAAGAUUUAUUUAUUAACAUUAUUGUUGUAAAAACAAAAGAGCAACGAAAGCGCGAAAAAGACAUUUUAUUUCAAUUUAAAAAUAGCAUAGACAUUGCAAUUUUAAACGAAGACGUGGUUGAGAGCACGGUCGCUUCGCCUUUGAAUCUGGCAAAAAUCGACUGGAAUUGAUGCAUAGAAUCAACGGACGCGUGAAAUACAGUGCGAAUUUUUUCUUUUUUGUUUGUUUGAUAUCGUGUGUGCCUGUGUGUAUAAAUCGCAUAAACUUUUCAAUGUAGUACGUGAAAUAGUUGAAGGCAAACUCAACUGAACUGAAUUGAACUGAGCGUAACCAGAAAGCGGGAAAAAGAGUGAGAGAGAGCCCGCGUAAUUCACAGCUCUAUGAGAGAUAAAUUGCAUUCCAAGAUACAACUUUGUUGGUCUUCUUCGCAUUCGUGUUGAUGCUUUUUUCGAUUAUCGAAUUAAAAUCGCCCGAGAGAACGAGAGACAUACUAAUCACGGUGCUAUUAUGAAAUAUUCGCAUUUGGGCGCCAUCGAUUAUUACGAGCAACUUGAUUGAAUAUAAUUAAACGAUACGUAUCACGACAACACAAUUCAAUUAAAUCCAAUCAAAAGUCAUUUUUUUGUUUUAAAUUGUUGAUGUUUAGCUGUGCUUAAAAAGAAUUUUAACGAGACACAACUCAUUAAAAGAGAGACAAGAAAAUUCAAAAUUCGACAACAUUUUGUUUUGGUUUUCAUUAAAUAAAAAGGGAUAGAAAAGUGAAGAAAAACGAAAUAUUGGCUUCUUGUUUAUGGUCGCUGCUACGUUUGAACGUUUUAUUUUUAGCUGAGCCGAAGCAAAUACUUGCCACUGCACUCAAUUCAUAGAAAUCGUGCGACAAGAAGGCAUAACCAACAAAAAAGAAACUGGGUUAAUAAAACAAUAUACUUGGUGCGCUGUGCAUGUGAAACAGAAAACUGCUGACUGAAUUCAAUUGUAUUAUUUUGAAAAUUUUAUAAGCAAAAAGACGCUUUUUUUGCACACAAUCAAUUAACGUAAUUAUAUAAAUAGUUUUGGAAAAGAGGAAAAGAAAAAUGGAACAAAAACCACGUUCGCGUGCCAACACUGUUAUUGGACAAAUCAAAUGGUGGACAUCAAAUCAUCAUCUUACCAAUAACAAUAACAACAACAAUUGCAAAUCGUUUGGCAGUUCCAUUGCGGUGCAAAAAUUGCGCGAAUCGAAAUGGUUUGGACCAGAUGAAUCGCGUAUAUUUUGUGCUGUCAUCGAAUGCGGUUUCAUUGUGGAGACGCGCGAAGGCAAAGAAAAUGGUGGAUGGUUUGGAGUUGUUAAUUGCAAAACAUCCAAAGAUAAGAAACCGAAACCAGAAAAUAUUGAUAUUUAUACGUUGAAAACUGCAUCGGAUCGGCGGCUCAAGGUGACGAAAUUAACAUUGGCUGAUGUUUGGAAACAAGGCUGUAUCAUUCGCAUCAAUAAUUUUGGCGAUAAGGAAAAAACACCACAUUCGGAGAAAGAUAUCAAAAACCAGUUAUCAUUCGGUAUGAAAGCCAAACAGCCGCUUUGGCAUAAUUCGCAGCACUUUGCAACCUGGUGCCGAUACGGUGACCGUCAACAGGACAUUCGACGACGGCAGAUAUCGGACUGUGUAAAAUGGGGCAGUGUUGGAAUGAAUGCCGGACUAAUAAUGAUGAUGAAUCGUCGCCAAUCCCAUUCGGCUUCGGCAACGCAUUAAGUCUGCGUCGACGAAGAAAAACAAACAUGUUUACCGUGAAUAUACUGUUUACUGUUCAACGAAUUGCUAUUUAUGACGUGUAAAUGUGUGUGAGGAAAAAUUAUUAAACGAAAAAAAAAAAAUCUUCUUCGUGAAAUACACAGGAGUUUUCAACCCACAACCGAACACAUGACGAAUGUUAAAUUUAUCAUUUCCGAAACUGAAUCUUCAAAAUAUGCAAAUCGAAACCAAAAAGAAAACCUGAGACAAAAAAACAUUGACAUUUGUGAUACAGAGUGAACUUUCUGGACAUUUUUUUAUUGUACAAAACACAUUUUUGUUAAACGUUUAUAUUUUUUACUAGUUAAGUUUAUAAUGACUCAAAACGAUGAAAAACUGCUACACUUUCAACAUUUUCAAUGGAACAAGAAUCACAACCAACAAAAAAGAGAAAAACUUUUUCACUGCAAAAACCGAUUUCAUGAGAUUUGAUUUUGGUUAUUUAUUUUUUCACAUACUCAUAUAACGAAAUUGCUUGCGUGUACCAAUGAGAUUAUCAGACAAUUCUGUUAGAACAAUUUUCGAUAAAAAAAAUCAAAAAAAAUAUUUCCACUUGGAUACACACAGUUUCAGCACAAAAAAAAAAGAUAUGAUGAAUGAACUGUAGCGUUAGCACAGAAGGAAUAUGAAAAAUCGAUACUACUAUUGAAUUUGUCGGAGAACAUCAUUUUUGCGUGGGAUUGUUAUAUAAAAAUAUCUGAACCAAUUCGGAAGUGAAUGAACACUGCGAGGAAACUUUUUGAAAGAACGCAAAAAAAAGAAUACAUAUAUAACAAUGUGGGUGCCAAAAUCCACAGAAAUCCUUUCAUCUCAUCAUUCUUCUCGGAUAACAACAACUUUUUGAGAAGAAAAGAAAUUCUUUUUUUUUAUUUAACCACCAUAAAUUAUACUAUACAUCUCUCUAUACACCUUAUAUACAUUGAGAGAAAAUGUAAUCAUUUAAGUGUUUAUUUAUGCCACAAUUUAAUGGAGUUUGGAGUUAUUGGCAAUGAAAGGGAGGUAAGGCUGAGAAAAUGUUGCAAAGAUGCAAGAUUUAAUUGAAAUUUUUUUUUGGAUUGUACUUAAGAAAGCUGCAGUCAAUAAUCAAAGAUCAGAAACAUACAAAACAGAAAAACUAACUGUAGAUAUAUUGCACACUUGUUGUGGCUUUUAUCGCAGCACACAGAAUAAAUACACCACAGAAAUUCUAUCAAAGAACCUGAUAUUUAUUAAUUGCUGUUUAUAGUAAAACUCAAUCUUAUAAGAAUGACGCUCGUUGCGAAGCAUUUGUGGUAGCAGUCCAUGCAGAAGAGGACGAGAGAAAAUCAAAACGAUUGUAAUUAUUAUCAAUAAAGCGUUAGUUCGCAUAAUAAAAGUAUUCAAUGUCUGUGAAAAGUGCUUUGCCGAUGGCUAUUGUGUAUGAAAAAAAUUUGGUAUCGAAAAAAAAAACAAAAAAAAAAAUGAAACGCGCAACGCAUAAACGACAACAAACACAUACGUUAAAAUAUGCUUGGGAUAAUUGUUGUUGCGAGCUGUUGUAAUGUUUUGAAAUUAUAAAUGACAUUUUUUGAAUAAAAAUAAAUUUUAUUGGUAUUAUUAUUAGAAAA
Contarinia nasturtii (swede midge) is the source of this 4250-nucleotide messenger RNA. RefSeq lists its product as uncharacterized. Lineage: Eukaryota; Metazoa; Arthropoda; Insecta; Diptera; Cecidomyiidae. Bases 1969 to 2625 code for a protein of 218 amino acids. The transcript has 4 exons. The record is from RefSeq and is a predicted model, not a curated record.